Molecule: messenger RNA, 582 nt
Organism: Trichomonas vaginalis G3
Lineage: Eukaryota; Parabasalia; Trichomonadida; Trichomonadidae
Product: vacuolar transport
Exons: 1
Coding region: 1-582 (193 amino acids)
Biological process (GO): protein transport; late endosome to vacuole transport; endosome transport via multivesicular body sorting pathway
Cellular component (GO): multivesicular body; ESCRT III complex
Source: RefSeq, a predicted model, not a curated record
AUGGGUUUGUUCAAUAAGAAGGUAUCACCAGAUGAAAGACUCAAGCAGUUCAGACUUGAUCUUAGGAAAGCAGGAAGGGAAAUCGAAAGAGAAAGAACAAGAUUGCAGCGUACCGAAGGAAAGCUCAAACUUGACAUGAAGAAGGCUGCAAAUUCUGGAAAUCUUGAUAUUCUUAUGAUGCUUGCCAAAGAUAUGGUUCGAAAUCGCAAUGCAAUGAAGAAAUUUAUGAAAUUGAAAUCUUCACUUGAUUCAUUAGGUCUCCGUAUUACAUUGAUCAAGGCACAGAAUGGAUCAAUGAUGGCUUUGAAGGGAGCUUCACUUGCCAUGGCCCAGUUAAAUCGUAUGGUCAAUCUUCCUCAGAUGCAACACAUCAUGCAAAAAUUCAUGAUGGAAAACGAAAUGAUGGAUACGAAAUCAGAGAUGAUGGAUGGAUUGACAGACGAUCUCUGGGACGAAGAAGGAGACAUGGAAGAGGAGACUGCACUCCAGUAUUCAGCGAUCUUCCAGGAAAUGGGAAUUCCUCUCACUCCUCAGAUCCAAGCUGCAGUUGCGAAGUCUCAGCAACCAGUUACAAAUUCUUGA